Messenger RNA from Phaeodactylum tricornutum CCAP 1055/1, 1650 nucleotides. RefSeq lists its product with no specific name. Gene Ontology annotation, biological process: glycerol metabolic process; glycerol-3-phosphate biosynthetic process; triglyceride metabolic process. Gene Ontology annotation, molecular function: glycerol kinase activity. The transcript is spliced from 2 exons. Gene Ontology annotation, cellular component: mitochondrion. Lineage: Eukaryota; Bacillariophyta; Bacillariophyceae; Surirellales; Neidiaceae. The coding region runs from base 1 to 1650 and encodes 549 amino acids. The record is from RefSeq and is a predicted model, not a curated record.
AUGAAUGAAAAUCCCAACAAACUUGUGGGGGCCAUCGACCAAGGCACUUCUUCUACUCGGUUUGUUGUAUUUACCACAAAAGGCCGGAUUGCGGCAUCUUCGCAAAUGGAACACACGCAGAUAUUUCCGGAAUCAAACGCCGGAUGGCACGAACACGACCCGGUCGAGAUUUUCCGCAACACGGCAACCUGCAUUCAAGCAACGCUGCAGGCGCUCGAACGGAAAUCCUACGCGGUAUUUCUUUCCGCUGUAGGCAUUACCAAUCAGCGGGAAACGACUAUUGCGUGGAAUCGAGUCACCGGGGUACCUUACUACAACGCCAUUGUCUGGGACGAUACAAGGACCACGGGUAUUGCCAAAGCGAUCGCUCAGGGUAACUCGAAUCGCCUGCGAGAUCAGACAGGCUUACCGUUGGCAAGUUACUUUGCAGGUACAAAAGUCAAGUGGUUAUUGGACAACGUCGAAGCCUUAAGAAAGGACUUGGAAGACGAUGCGAAGUCUAGCGAAGUUUGUUUCGGAACUAUCGAUUCCUGGUUGGUUUAUCAACUUACUGGCACCAAAUCUAAUCACGACGGUGCAAUUAACUCGGGAGGAGUCUUUGUGACGGACGCUACCAAUGCAUCCCGUUGGUUGUUUAUGGACUUGGCAGCCCGUGUGUGGGAUCAGACUUUGGUUAACGCCGUUUGUGCGCCGCAUAGAGUUCCACUUUCGGCAUUGCCGGAAAUCUGCCCCAGUAGUCACGUUUACGCAACCUGUAAAGGAAUCGAAGUAGGUGUUCCCGGUCUCGACAAAGUUCCCUUGGCAGCCAUCUUGGGAGAUCAACAGGCCGCUCUCUUUGGGCAGACUGCCUUUGCUCCAGGAGAAGCCAAGAAUACCUAUGGUACCGGUUUGUUCCUCAUGAUGAAUACCGGGACUAAAAUCGUUCCGUCUAAGCAUGGUCUCUUGACCACUGUCGCUUACCAAAUUGGGCAAAAUGCCCCCGUUCAAUACGCUCUUGAAGGCAGCGUCUCCCAUUCGGGUAGCACUAUUCAAUGGCUCCGCGAUCAGCUUCAAAUCAUAAAAGAUGCGCCAGAAUCUGAAACCAUGGCGAGAACGUGUGACUCCAACCAAGGCUUGUAUUUUGUACCGGCAUUUUCGGGACUCUUCGCCCCGCAUUGGCGUUCAGACGCUCGCGCGUGCAUUGUGGGAAUGACGGCUUCCCACCACAGGGGGCACGUGUGUCGGGCCGCCCUCGAAGCUGCAGCGUACCAAACUCACGAAGUCUUCGCCGCGAUCGAAGCAGAUUCUAACGUGACGUUGCGGACACUCAAUGUGGAUGGGGGCGGAACACACAAUCAAUUAUUGAUGCAGUUCCAAGCGGAUAUUAUUGGUGUACCAGUGGUCAAACCUGCCGUUAUGGAAACCACAUCAAUGGGUGCUGCGUUUGCCGCCGGUUUGGCAGUGGGAAUCUGGCAGGAUCAACAGGAAAUCAAAGAAUUAUGGACUGCAGCUCAAACAUUCAAUCCAAAAAUGGAUGUUGAAGAACGAGACUCUUCCCUCGCGGGCUGGAGAAAGGCAGUUUCCAAAAGCCUCGAUUGGGUAGGUGAAGACCAGGACGCAAAGAAAGAAGAUAUCUGGUUGCUAUGUCCGAUGAAUCGGAACAUAUUUUAA